GGCGGCGGGCGGUGCGGAGCCGAGCGGCGGGACCCGAGCGGUUCACCAUGAAACUCAUCAUUGUGGACCACUACUCCCAGGCCAGCGAAUGGGCAGCCAAGUACAUCAGGAACCGAAUCGUUCAGUUUAACCCUGGGCCAGAGAGGUACUUCACCCUGGGGCUGCCCACUGGAAGCACGCCCUUGGGCUGCUACAAGAAGCUGAUUGAGUAUUACAAGAACGGGGACCUGUCUUUCAAGUAUGUGAAGACCUUCAACAUGGACGAAUAUGUGGGUGACGCGGCGCUGGUCCCUCCCCGCCAGGUCUGCCCGGCAGCACCCGGGAGUUAUCACUCCUUCAUGUGGAACAACUUCUUCAAACACAUCGACAUCAACCCGGAGAACACCCACAUCCUGGACGGACGACUGACCUGCAGGCCGGAGUGUGACGCCUUCGAGGAGAAGAUCAAGGCCGCCGGGGGGAUCGAGCUCUUCGUCGGAGGCAUCGGCCCCGACGGACACAUCGCCUUCAACGAGCCCGGCUCGAGCUUGGUGUCCAGGACGCGGGUGAAGACGCUGGCCAUGGACACCAUCCUCGCCAACGCCCGGUUCUUUGACAACGACCUCGCCAAAGUCCCCACCAUGGCCCUGACCGUGGGCGUGGGCACGGUCAUGGACGCUAGAGAGGUCCUGAUCCUCAUCACCGGCGCCCACAAGGCGUUUGCCCUGUACAAAGCCAUCGAGGAGGGGGUGAACCACAUGUGGACCGUGUCCGCCUUCCAGCAGCACCCCUGCACGGUGUUCGUGUGCGACGAGGACGCCACCCUGGAGCUCAAGUGAAGACGGUCAAAGUACUUUAAAGGUUUGAUGCUCGUCCACAACAAGCUGGUGGAGCCUCUGUACAGUAUGAAAGAGAAGGAAGUGGAGAAAAGCCAGUCGGCCAAGAAGCCUUACAGCGACUAGCCUCUAGCCAUCUUGUGGGGUGCUGAGGGCUGGGAAGACGGCCAGCCUCGGGGGAGAUGGGUUUUUAGCGAGAGGAAUCCCUGUUCGGUAAUCAGAUAUGUUCCAUGGCGUGAGAGGAUGCGGUUCGGUGGUGGUGAGGGGUGGAAGUCUCUGAAACGGAGCAGGGACAGAACCGCUCUUCAUCUUGCUCAGACCUUGAUUCCCGACCCAUUCUCCGCCCCGUUUUAGCUCCUAGAAGGAAAGCGGAAGUGCAAAUCUAAAAACUGCCCCCGAAGCCUGGAGAGAAUUAAUGGGGGCCCUGACUUUUCUCCUGGGGACCACGGGAGAGUUGGCAGUGGGGAAUCAAUCAGUAGGAUUUUAUUGAGCGCUUACUGUGUGCAGAGCACUGUAUUAAGUGCUUUGGGAGAGUACAGUGCAAAAGAGUCGGUAGACUCGUUCCCCGCCCUCAAGGAGCAUUCAAGACAGGGCCCAGUGAGUUGCCACUCUCUCACAGGACGGGGAGGAGAGAGGCGUUUGUUCUCCGCGGCCGAGACUGGGUGUCAGAGGAGAUUAUAAUCUACCCUGUCUUUGGGAGAACAGACCCUUCCCAGACCCCUGUGCCUCCCCAAGGGACAGUCAGGAGCCCCCUCAGGGGUCUUCGCUCGUGAUUUCAGUGCUCCGGCUAGGAGGAAGAGGAUAAGAGACGGAGCAGGGUCCGCUGGGGCUCUGGAUUUCAGAGAUCUCCCUGCUGAAGAUUCACCCCCUCACCGUGGCUUCGUUAAAAGAUUAAAAGGGCCCUCCGUCAUCCUCCCAGAGUUAAUGACAUGCAAGUGGCAACAGCGACGGGCAGUGGUAUCAAAAUUAGAAGACAAAAUGUGGACUACUACACUCCGGGGUCCGAACGGGCUCAAGGCCUCGUGGGCCAAGGCACUUUCGAGAUGAGUACUUCCCAAUCCGCUGCUGCAGCCUUGGUUGGGGCUGACCCCCCCAAAAAACUCCUCCCUUUGUCUUCCUCCCGGCUCCCCCAUCUCUCUGUUGGUGGGUCUCUAGGAAGCUGCCGGCCGCCUCCAUCGCUAAAGAAAAAUCAUUGUGAGCCCGAGGCCGGGUUCUUCUGGAAAUGCUGCCUCUUUCCAAACAGCGGUCACCAUGUUAGCUUUUCUAGGCGAUGAUUACAGCUCUCCUGUUAAAACGGAUGAAUUGAUGGGUUUGUUUAUACAACAUCUUUUAAUAAAGACGGUGAUGUUUUCAAAUGAA
Messenger RNA from Ornithorhynchus anatinus (platypus), 2174 nucleotides. RefSeq names its product glucosamine-6-phosphate deaminase 1 (gene GNPDA1). NCBI's taxonomy places the organism in Eukaryota, Metazoa, Chordata, Mammalia, Monotremata, Ornithorhynchidae. Gene Ontology annotation, molecular function: identical protein binding; glucosamine-6-phosphate deaminase activity. Gene Ontology annotation, cellular component: cytoplasm. Gene Ontology annotation, biological process: N-acetylneuraminate catabolic process; N-acetylglucosamine catabolic process; carbohydrate metabolic process. The record is from RefSeq and is a predicted model, not a curated record.